This is a messenger RNA of Aureobasidium namibiae CBS 147.97, 678 nucleotides long. Its product is annotated as ribosomal protein L4. Gene Ontology annotation, biological process: translation. The transcript has a single exon. The record is from RefSeq and is a predicted model, not a curated record. The annotation marks the transcript as partial. Gene Ontology annotation, molecular function: structural constituent of ribosome. Gene Ontology annotation, cellular component: ribosome. Lineage: Eukaryota; Fungi; Ascomycota; Dothideomycetes; Dothideales; Saccotheciaceae.
ACUCUCCACAGCUUCCCCUCGGUCGAACCCAUAUCCUCGACCACAUUCCCCAGCACACAUCUGCUACUGCCGCUGCGCCGCGACAUUCUGCACCGCGCAAUCGUCUUUGAGGGAGAUGCCACACGCCAGGGUACCGCAAGCACAAAAUACCGCACAGAGGUCCACGGCUCCAACCGCAAGGUCCGCCCGCAGAAAGGAACCGGUAGAGCGCGUCUCGGAGACAAAAAGUCGCCAAUGCUCAAGGGUGGUGGUGUGGCUUUUGGCCCCAAGCCCAGAGACUUCAGCACCGACCUGCCCAGAAAGAUCUACGACCUGGCCUGGAGGACUGCUCUGAGUUACCGCUACAAGAAGGGCGAGCUGAUCGUUCUGAGAGAGGAAGCCGAGAUUGAAGUUGAGGGCGCUGGCGCAGCGAGGUGGCUGAAAGAGAUGCUGCGAUGGAACAAAUGGGGCAACCCAAGCGGCGGCAGUCUGUUCGUCACCCUCGAGCGUAGAGAGAAGCUGUUUACUGCCUUGCAACACCCUGGCAUGGACAAGGAGGCCCGCGCCCUGACCGUUGACGAGGUCGAUGUCAAGGACUUGCUCGAGGGUGGUCGCGUGGUGAUUGAGAAGAGGGCACUCCGACAAAUCUUCCGGAACCACAGGAGCGACUUGGGAUCAAGGGUCAGGGUCGUCGUCUAG